Molecule: messenger RNA, 1536 nt
Organism: Cooperia oncophora
Lineage: Eukaryota; Metazoa; Nematoda; Chromadorea; Rhabditida; Trichostrongylidae
Source: the annotation of a GenBank genome assembly
AUGAUAGGCAAGAAGGUCGGAACUUCUGUGGACAAGUCUCCAGCGGCCAGAAAAUCAAAGGGGGUCGAAUCGUCUGCACCUAUCAUCGAACCAUCGGAAUUGUACAGAUUGGAAGAUGAAAUAGCCCGUUCAACGACUCACGCUGAGCUCGAAAAACGUUUUUUGCAAGAGUCGGCAAAAUUGAGAGCUGUUCUGCAAAAAUUCAUAGACGGGGAUACCGAGCCUUGUAGCUCGAGCGUUCUGCUCAAUAUUAUCCAAAUGCGCAGAUGUUCAAGAAUUGCACACUACGCGACGGCACAGCUUCGCUCUGAAACGAGUGCGCAGCUUGAGCAGGUAGAAGCGAAGUACCUACUCCUUCAAAACUCAUCGAGCGAAAUACAACAUUUGCAAAAAGAAAUCAGUCGCUGUCUGCAAUUCAGCGCUGGUGAUGAAGAUAUCGAUCUUGUUCCACUGGAGGAGUUUUAUGCCCAUGCUCCUGAAGGAGUUUCUCGCCCGGAAGUGACCAGAACGAAUGAACACGAACAGCGAUUAGCAAGGUUGACGUGGGAGAUCGCACAACGAAAAGCAUUGGUCGAUACAUUAACAGAACAAGAAGGACGUCGGAAUGUUCUCAUCAGCAGCAUUAAUGGGAAGGAGCAACGAUUGAAAAGUCUUCGAUCAAAAAUUUCGUUGUUAAUAACAGCUGCCAAGCCCGUGCAAGAGGCGCUAGGGGUUGGAAAUGCUUCGGCCUCAUCAGCAGAACAACGGGCUCUGUUUUCGUUACUUCCGCAUGACCUGUCGGUAUUAUAUGUUCAAGCAGAGGCGUAUAGAGAUAUUAUGGAAGAUACAAGCUUACACGUAGUCAUUCGUGGAGAUGCCAGUGAGGCUUUGCGACUGAAUCGACAGCAGAAGGAGGAGACCGAAGAGAAGGAAAGGAGCGACGAUGAAGAAACCAGCGACAAUGAUGAGCGACACAGUGUGGUGUCAGAUCGAUUGGAGUUGAACAAGAAAGCAGUGACUCAGCCACAUCCUAUUUAUCUCAAGAUCGAUAUAGGAUGUCAUGAUGAUGUGAAGGUUGCCCUGAAACUGUUCUAUUUGCCAGAGCUGCGGGUGACGUGUAUGAAGUAUAAGGUUACUGGCAAAUUGCCGACACAUGGUGGUGUAUCCGCGCAUGAAAAUCUGCUUGACUCAUUGUUCCCUGGUGACGAUGGAACGGAAUGUCCCAAUCCCAUUGGAGCUGCAAAACUAGCUCAGCUCAAGAUUGGUGUGGAUUCCUUUGCCAGUAAGUAUGGCCGGCCGUAUCGGUUCGUGCAAGCCUUAACAGGAUCGGCUUCAUUACCUGGCGGAGAUUCGACCUCAAAAAUCGACACCACUGGCAUACAACUGGCUGAUGUACUGCAUGAUGUUGUGAAGGCUAUUCGCAGUCGAGUGGGAGCGCGAGUAAAACUUGUCCGUCAGUUGAUCGAGCUAGAGUCAUCACCUAUGGAUGCUGUACGGGCAUUCGAUGUUCCACUGAAAAUGGUGACACAGAUAUUCUUCUUUCAAAAUGAUCGAUGA